Electrophorus electricus (electric eel) is the source of this 3173-nucleotide messenger RNA. RefSeq names its product arrestin, beta 1 (gene arrb1). Gene Ontology annotation, cellular component: cytoplasm. The record is from RefSeq and is a predicted model, not a curated record. Gene Ontology annotation, molecular function: G protein-coupled receptor binding. NCBI's taxonomy places the organism in Eukaryota, Metazoa, Chordata, Actinopteri, Gymnotiformes, Gymnotidae. Gene Ontology annotation, biological process: negative regulation of Notch signaling pathway; signal transduction; G protein-coupled receptor internalization.
GAGAGAGCGGAAGGGAGUGUGGGAGGGAGAUGGAGAUGAAGCGAAAGGAGGCUGCAGCAGACCCUCACAUUGGACCUCAAACAGAAGAUUCUUAAACCUCAGGAUUUGUAACGCAAUCCCCCCCCAUCCUCCCAAAUAGAAUUUGCCUAGGGAAUGCCUAAUUAAAUAGCGACAGAAAGUAGCCAAGCAGAACAGGGAAUCACCAUUUGGUGCGUUUUAGGAGGGUGGCCGUUUUGACAGGCAAACGCAGAGAUGCUUCUGUAAUCAGAUUUAGCUGGAGAGCGUUCGAACUGCAGGCGACUCUCUUGAUCUCAGAGGCUACUUCGCAUUGCUUGUGUCCAUAACUGAAUUCUUGCUUUCUCGCUCCAGUUUUUUUUCUUCUGUGAGUUGAAAGCAGGGAAUCUGCCACACUUGAAUUUCCAGAAUGGUUGAUAAAGGCACAAGGGUUUUCAAGAAGGCGAGUCCAAAUGGAAAGUUAACUGUGUAUCUUGGUAAGAGAGACUUUAUUGACCACGUGGACCUUGUAGAGCCUGUUGAUGGUGUGGUUUUAAUUGAUCCAGAGUACUUAAAGGAGAGAAAAGUUUUUGUAACGCUGACAUGUGCCUUCCGCUAUGGGCGGGAGGACUUAGAUGUUCUUGGCUUGACAUUUCGAAAGGACCUCUUUGUGGCCAAUAUACAGGCAUUCCCACCCAUGCCUGAGGAGAAGAAGAGCUUGACACGUCUACAAGAGCGACUCAUUAAAAAGCUUGGGGAGCAUGCUUAUCCCUUCACCUUUGAGAUACCACCCAAUUUACCGUGUUCUGUCACAUUGCAACCUGGACCAGAAGACACUGGAAAGGCAUGUGGGGUUGACUUUGAAGUAAAAGCUUUCUGUGCUGAAAAUGUUGAAGAGAAAAUCCACAAAAGGUCUCUUUCUUGGCACAGGAAUUCAGUGCGUCUAAUCAUCAGAAAAGUGCAGUAUGCUCCAGAGAAGCCAGGUCCACAGCCAAUGGCAGAAACAACAAGGCAGUUCCUCAUGUCAGACAAACCCUUACACCUGGAGGCUUCCCUGGACAAAGAGAUUUACUACCACGGUGAGCCAAUUAGUGUUAAUGUUCAUGUCACGAACAACACAAACAAGACUGUGAAGAAAAUGAAGAUCUCAGUGCGUCAAUAUGCUGAUAUUUGCCUCUUCAACAAUGCUCAGUACAAGUGCCCAGUGGCAACAGAGGAAUCAGAUGACAUUGUGGCCCCAAGUGCCACAUUCUGUAAAGUGUAUACUCUCACCCCUUUCCUUGCCAAUAACCGAGAGAAGCGUGGUUUAGCCCUGGAUGGAAAGCUCAAACACGAAGACACAAACUUGGCCUCGAGUACGCUGUUACAAGAGGGUGCCAAUAAGGAAAUUCUGGGCAUCAUUGUGUCUUAUAAAGUCAAAGUGAAGUUGGUUGUGUCUCGUGGUGGGCUCCUCGGAGACCUUGCCUCCAGUGAUGUUGCAGUAGAGUUGCCCUUCACAUUAAUGCACCCUAAACCUGUAGAGGAAUCUAUCUACAGAGAUGCCCCAGAAAAUGAUGCACCCAUUGAUACAAACCUAAUUGAGUUUGACACAAAUGAUGAUGACAUAAUCUUUGAAGACUUUGCACGACAGCGAUUAAUUGGGGCAAAAGAUGACAAGGAUGAGGAUGAGGAAGGGACAGAUUCGCCCAAGCUGAAUGACAGAUAGAUAAAGAAAACAAGUGUUCCGCUCUGUUACACAUCAUUAGGGAUCCAGUGGAAACCCCUUGGAAAGCAACCUGAAAUCUGGGACACCCUUUAACACACUCACUGUGGUGCCGUUGUUGUGUUCCUGUUUACAUAAGUCUUCUCCAUACUGAAAGGGUAUAAAAAAUGUAAGUGUUAAAAACAUGACCUUGUUGUCAGCACAUUUAGCAGGUAAGAUUUAUAGUUCCCGGAUCACCUACAGAGUGCCUAUGGUGUUUAAAGGGUACUUACAUGGUACAAGAAACAGUAUUUCAUCAUGUUUAAACAGAACUUCGGUGGUAGCAUGCCUUUGUUAUUAGUUUAUUUUAUAUGUUCUCCUUUCCAUUAGAACAGAAAAAAGUAUUUUAGUGACCAUAACUUUGUAUUUAAAUCUAUUUAAAGUAUGUCUGUUCUGAACACUGUGUAAGGAAGCUGAAUUGUUAUUUUAAAUCCAAGCACUGUCAAACUGGUUACGUAAAUGGACAGUCCUAAAUUAAUUAUUGAACAAAGGCAAUUGAACCUGAGAUAUGGAAAAAAACCCAUAAAACUGAUACACACUGAACUUCAUUUCUCCACUAACACUACACCACAAGCUUUCAAAACCUUUCAAAUUAGAAUGUGUUCUUGACACUGCUGUUCAUAUUGCUGUUCAGGCUUUUAAUAAUGAGCAGGUUCUUUUUUUAACUGACAUGUAACUCCUCAAAAAGCAUUCCUUAAAAUGGCUGCACUGUAAAAAGUCACUGCAGUCCUAAUUUGAAUACUAGUACUAUACUGCUAUGCUGAUUUUACUUAAAAUUCAAGUAAAUAGAGAUGUAUAACUUCCUGCUGCAUAUUACAUAUUAUUGGCUCCUUGAUGAUCAUUCAGAAUGUCUGUUGAAGACCCAAAUACAGUUCAAAGGAAAAGCUUUUUUUCAUGCCAUGGACCACGAUCAGGCCUCACUUUGGAUUACAUUACAUUGACAAAAAUGGUUGUAGUUGCAGGUCCAAAAGUUGCUAAAGAACAGCUAAAGGAGUUUUUCUUUGGGCAGUGGUCUUACAAUAUAAUCACUAAGGUGUUCAAUACAAAUUUAUAGAGGAAUUAUAGAUUCCUUCUCUUGUCAUUAAAUAAUAGACUAUUAUACAAUAAACCAUGCAAAUCCUACUUUGUGUGAUGGUAGAAAUAUAUAUGUGAUGGUAUUUUACUAGAUUAAUUUUCUUUAUGAAUGAGGCCUUGAUUUUCUGCAUGAAAUGUUAUUUUGUAUGUUUUCAGAAUGAAAUUCUUUUUAAAAACAUGAAGAUAGAUAUUGUUUGAUAUAUUGUCCAAUGAUCUUAAAACAUGGAAUAUUAGGUCUCAUUAUUUGGGAAAGCUAAUUUAAUACAAAAUGCACUGGAAAAACAAGAUAAAUGGAUAAAAUGUUCAUAUUAUAUAAAGAUAAAGUAAACUAUAUAUUAAAUAUACGUUAUGUUGGAUAUAUUAA